AUGGCGAAACCACAGGCAGAGGUGAUCCAGGAGUGGGCCGACUUUGACUCGGCGGGCUACAGCUUUGAGCGCGGCCGCAUGGAGAAGACGGUGCAGGCGCUGUGCUUUGGCGACCAAGCCGCUGUCAUGCCUGCGCACCUCGCAGCAGGCCCCGCGCAGGGACAGAAGCUCAAGAAGGAAGAUGUCGAGUUUAUCGUUUCGGAACUGCUCGUGUCGCGCAGCGUCGCCGAGGCCACACUUGCCAAGCACAAGGGCGAUAUGGAAAAUGCGCUCACAGAACUCGUUGGCUCGGCGUAG
Molecule: messenger RNA, 297 nt
Organism: Moesziomyces antarcticus
Lineage: Eukaryota; Fungi; Basidiomycota; Ustilaginomycetes; Ustilaginales; Ustilaginaceae
Exons: 3
Coding region: 1-297 (98 amino acids)
Biological process (GO): protein stabilization; negative regulation of apoptotic process
Source: RefSeq, a predicted model, not a curated record